This is a messenger RNA of Acipenser ruthenus (sterlet), 1617 nucleotides long. Its product is annotated as cysteine and glycine-rich protein 1. The record is from RefSeq and is a predicted model, not a curated record. Lineage: Eukaryota; Metazoa; Chordata; Actinopteri; Acipenseriformes; Acipenseridae. The transcript is spliced from 6 exons. The coding region runs from base 159 to 737 and encodes 192 amino acids. Gene Ontology annotation, biological process: sarcomere organization; muscle tissue development. Gene Ontology annotation, molecular function: actinin binding; structural constituent of muscle. Gene Ontology annotation, cellular component: nucleus; Z disc; cytoplasm.
CGUGCAGGCAGCGCCCCCGCUGGGCUUUAUUAAACAGGGAAGUGCUGAACUGCAGCCACUCCUUGUAACAGCAGAGCAGCUGGAGAUACAAGCAGCAGCAGCAGCAGCCAGAGAGUCCCGAGGCUCCCAUCUCGACAGCCAUCGUUAUCAGCGACAGGAUGCCUUUUGGCGGAGGGAACAAGUGUGGCGCCUGCCAGAAGACGGUGUACUUCGCAGAGGAGAUGCAGUGCGAUGGAAAGAGCUUCCACAAGUCCUGCUUUCUGUGCUCGGUGUGCAAGAAGAACCUGGACAGCACCACUGUGGCGGUUCACGGAGAUGAAAUCUUCUGCAAGGCCUGCUACGGGAAGAAGCACGGGCCAAAAGGGUACGGCUACGGCCAGGGAGCGGGGACUCUGAGCAUGGACAAGGGCGAGGGACUCGGGAUCAAGCCUGAAGAGCAGGGAGCACACCGUCCCACCGCCAACCCCAACCCCUCCAAAUUCGCCCAGAAGAUCGAGGGGUCGGAGGUGUGCCCCCGCUGCAGCAAGGCUGUCUACGCUGCAGAGAAGGUGGUGGGUGGCGGCCAGGCUUGGCACAAGAGCUGUUUCCGCUGUGCCAAAUGUGGCAAGGGUCUGGAGUCGACCACCUUGGCGGAUAAGGAUGGAGAAAUCUACUGUAAAGCAUGUUACGCCAAAAACUUUGGCCCUAAAGGCUUCGGUUUCGGGCAGGGAGCCGGAGCGCUAGCCCAUGCCCAGUAAGAGGUGCCCAGAUCCACGGAACACUGGGAAAACCUGGAUCCCUCCACUCCAAACCGCUUCCCGUUCCAGCACCCAUUCCCACCAGCGCAGCGUUACAUUCCACUAGAGAGACCCUCCAUCAUCAUCAUCAGGCAGUAUCAACUGAGUCAGCAUUAUUUAGAUUCAAAAGGAAUUCAUUUCAGAUUCUUUUUUUUUUGUAUUCAAACUGGAUUUAAAAAAAAAGAAUCAUUUGAAGUGAAAUACGCAAAUUAUAACUUGAACGAAUGAAUCCAUUUAUAAUACGCAAACACAUUUCGGCUUUUGAAUGUAAACCAUUUUCAAUAAACAAAUGUUUAUUGGAAAAUAACCCAUUUUGAAUGUAAAAUGACUUCACUAUGAAUGCAAAAAAAACCAAACAAGAGUUUUAAAAGCACAUACCUUUUACCAGAGAGAGGUAAACCAACCUAAAAGAUGAAAUGUGAACGAGCGGUGAAUGCACAGAGCAGCUAGUCCCAUUUGAGGGCUGCUUGCAGGGUCUCAGCUUGUGUGUACACUGGAAUGUACAGGAGAUGCUCUCAUAUUGAUCCUCGUUCAGGGCUCUGGUUCUACCUGCUUGCUUGGUACAAAACUCUCUCUGCUAACCCUCUGCUGCUUUCCAUUUUAAAAGUGCUCAUUCAUUUGCAUCAGUGUGGAGCCUGGCAUGUGUUAACUCUAUUUAAUGACUGAGACCUCCCAGAAGCAUGAGCAGCCUGUACACCGUGUCAGUGAUGAGGAGACGCUGGACAAUCCCUUCACUGCACUCCAGGAAGCUGUAUGAGUGGAUGGAGCGUGGGUGAAAUGUCUUGCUGGUGAAAUUGAAGGUGUGUCCACCAAUGUAUUCAAAUAAACAGUAUUGAAAUAA